Molecule: messenger RNA, 1020 nt
Organism: Sphaeroforma arctica JP610
Lineage: Eukaryota; Ichthyosporea; Ichthyophonida
Exons: 5
Biological process (GO): regulation of DNA damage checkpoint
Cellular component (GO): nucleus
Molecular function (GO): DNA binding; protein binding
Source: RefSeq, a predicted model, not a curated record
CGGUGCAGGCUGCUAUCUCUCAAUCUACCAAUCGCUGGAUCGGAACCUGCACACAAGCGACCAAAACUAGAGGUUCGAGGUGCACGUUCACGACCACGGGAGAAACCCCAACCAAGAAAUGCUUUACCUACAAGACGGUCGGCAAGGGUUGCAGGCAAUGCUGCUGAGCCUGGUGCAAGCCUGAAGCAGCUGGAGGCGUUGGAUCUAUUGUUUCCCACUCGUACUGAGAGGAAACAGAGAAAACUGGGUGUGAUACCAUUAGAAUCAGAGGAUGAGGGAGAAGAAUCCGAGAAGGAUAUAAAGUUAGAAACGGAAGACGUGGAGGUCAAGAGUGAAAUCACGGACACAAAGACUGAUGGCACUGAAACGAAGACUGGAGAUACUGGAAAGGAUGUGUUGGCGGACAGUAAACAUGACAUCGAUAGCGCAGACGGGGUCGAAGCCCGGAUGCGCUCGCAGUAUCUGAAGGAUGCUAGUGCUGCAAUGGAAACUAUAAGCGAAGAUACCAAACACAGCGGACACAAAGAAGUAGAACAGAUGAUUAGGAAGUGGGAGAUAAAGACGGAUCAAGUGUGUAAAGUCUCCAAAGAGAGGAUCAUGCACCUUGCCUACCAUCCUACAACGAGCAAGCGAAUAGUGUUUGCGGGCAAUAAACUGGGCGAAGUAUCCAUCUGGGAUGUUAAUCGCGAAUACGACGAGGCCUACGACCACCUCGUGGCUCCUAGCUACAGAUUACACUCUCGGCCUGUGACUGCCUUGAUUGUCAACCCUUUCGAUCACACUCAGUUAUACAGCAGCAGCUACGACGGAUCGGCAUUGGUAUUCGAUGUGCGUAAUCAGAACUCAGACGCUUUCUACGUUGACGAGGAGGUGAUGCUCACCUCCUGCGUGCCCUCGAGGACACAAGACAAAGUGGUGUAUCUGGCAGACGGCCAGGGACAGAUGGUGGUCUGUGACUUGCGUAUUCGGAACAGUAAGAGUGGGGAGGGGGUGGCUAUGGAUCUGAAGGACCUGCAUAAC